AUGAAACGCCUUAUUUGUCCGCUUCCCAAAAUUAUUCCCUUGAGAACUGAUUUUUCAAAAGUACAAUGGCUGCUGCACGCUCCAGUAUACGGAGUCUCGCCAUUGAUAUCCAUAACGAGAUAUAUUCACCCCGUACUUAAGAUUUGUGAAAAUGACAAUUCAAUUUAUGACCUCGGGUAUGACAAGUUAACUAAAUACAAAUACAACGUUACCAAAAUAUUAGCAGGAUGUAAUGAAAAUAUAUUACAACAUAUUUGGACAUUCGACAAGAGCACUGUUACUGAUGGCCCGAUGAAAGAUUUAACCAUUAUCAAUAUCGAUGACAAUCAAGUGAGUCAUUGCGGAAGUGGCGUCAUUUUUGUUGCUUGUACCGACGUCAUUUUAGUGCUGAAUGGUUUUGAUGGGAAUUUAUUGAAAAUAAUUCGUGGCUUUCAUUGCUUAGAGUGUAUUGAAUUGGAUGGAAAUAGAAAUCUGUUGGUUUGUGAAUAUUACAAGAACCACAUACUCGUAACCAGAGAUGGAUAUGUAAUAAUGAAGAUUAGACGAAUGAUUGACCAUUAUGUUCAAUUUCUUCUCCAUGAUCGCUCAUCCAAUAAUAUGAUAUUGAUUUAUAGCAACAAACUCUAUCCUAAAUUUGAUGUAAUUCAAAUACUUAGCCCAAAUGGAAGAGUUGUUUUGGAAAGAAAAAUUGAUUUUUGUGCUUCGGUGCUUGUUUAA
This is a messenger RNA of Naegleria fowleri, 717 nucleotides long. RefSeq lists its product as uncharacterized. The transcript has a single exon. The coding region runs from base 1 to 717 and encodes 238 amino acids. NCBI's taxonomy places the organism in Eukaryota, Heterolobosea, Eutetramitea, Acrasida, Naegleriidae. The record is from RefSeq and is a predicted model, not a curated record.